Messenger RNA from Odocoileus virginianus texanus, 8795 nucleotides. It is a transcript of the gene SLC10A5, whose product is annotated as solute carrier family 10 member 5. Gene Ontology annotation, biological process: bile acid and bile salt transport. NCBI's taxonomy places the organism in Eukaryota, Metazoa, Chordata, Mammalia, Artiodactyla, Cervidae. Gene Ontology annotation, molecular function: bile acid:sodium symporter activity. Gene Ontology annotation, cellular component: membrane. The record is from RefSeq and is a predicted model, not a curated record.
CAAAGAGUCGGACACGAUUGACUGACUGAACUAAACUGAACUGAACCAUUCUUAUGGUAGAAGAAAGAAAUGGCUGUUAGAAGAUAAGACACAUGACCUUUUGCUUUAAGCAAGACACAUGACCAAGCCUAGCCUCAUGGGGUGGGGAACUAUAGCCUUAGUAUCUGCCUCCAUUAUGAUGUGUAAAUUGAUGUGUAUACAUGAAUCAUAGAAACAGAGGUCAUCUCAUUCACUCUACAAAGUUUGUAGAUGAGGAAUCUCAGGCCUAGGAAGGGGGUUGAAAUUAUUUUUUUGUUGCCACCUAAGUGCUUUGGGGUAUAUCUCUGAUAAAAACCCUCUCCAGUGACUUCAUUCAUCAUUUUGUCAGUAUGGAUAUAUUACAGUAAAAAGGAAGAUGGGAUAGCUGAAGUUUAUUACAGGCCAUUAUAUAUACCCAAGUACAACACAUGCCACAAGUUACAACCUUGUACCAACACAUUAAAAUUAAUGCUCCUGACUGAUGUCUUCCAUCUAUACUCAACAAAGUACCACUAUAGAGAAGGAAUGGAAAUUAUUUCUGUUUGUUAUCUGUCCCUUUCCUACCUUGCACUAGACAGGGAUAGUGGUUUUAGGUUUACUUAAGGGAAUAAACUCAGAAUGUUUAUUUCAUCUCUAAUUCUUUCUUCAUACUGUUUUCAUGCAGUGAAUGGAGGUAACUUCUGAUUUCUAUCCGCUGCGUAUACAUUCAUUUAUUAACCAAGUUAUUCAAGUACCUUCUCAAUGUAAGGAUUUGAUUCUAACUGCCAUGGUGGAUACAAUGAAGAGAUGGAUACAUAAUUAAAACUAUAAUACAAAGCAGUAUAGCAAGUGCCAAAUGAAUAUAUAGUAAAGUGCCAUUAUACUCUAAUAACUCUUUUAUUAGAAACCAGGAGAACAGAAGUUAAAAAAUCCUUAAAUAUGUUACCAUAUACCAGAAAGUUUUAAUACCAACUAAUACCUUAGCAUCUGUCAUAAUUACUUGCACAUAGUAAGCUUACCAGCACGUCUCAUGAAUUGAACAAAAGCUAAAUAUACCAGAAAAAAUACCAAUGGGGGUUGAAAAGAGAGGAAGUAAGGCUGCAGAGAUUGAGCUAAACUUGAGACCAAAGAAGAGGUCCUGUCAUGAUUAGAAAAGAGAAAGCAGUGUGAAGGAAAGGACUUACUUAAAUCCUCAGAAAUCUGAUCUUGGGUAGUUGAGCAGACUAGUUGGAAGACGCAGGUGCCAGCAUUCUUGGAGGCGCUGUAGAUCCAGGGUGCAGGGAGGGGCUGCAGCCUGAGCAGUCUUCUGAGAAGACCACCACUGUGGGCAGGAGAGGAAGGCCCUCGAGGGCCUCACUUCCAAAUGGCCUUCAAAUCUGACCCCUUUCUCAGGCUUUCUUCUAAGGCUUUGAGUCUGCUUAAUAUAACUCUAAGGUUGACUGUACCCACCUUCCCCUUUAGAAUCUUUCACUGCUCACAGGCAACUAGAACUAAAAGUAGAAAACCCACAAAUUGAAAGAAAUUUUAAACUCAGAUUAAUAUUUAACCUCCAUGAUGAUAGAAAUGAGUUUAGUUGUCAUGUAAGCAGCCAGUAAAUACACAUGAAUAAUGAACUACUAGAUUUUCCCCAGCUUUGUCAGAUUUUAUUCUGGAUAGUUUUAAGGAGAAGGGGAGAGGCUGCAGACGGAAGGAUCUGAGGAAAGUAAAAUUUACAUUUCACACCUCUUUGACCUGGGAGACAAUUGUGAAUUAAGAUAUUUGGUCACAUAACGUAAAGGUAGCUUUGGUUUCAAGUUCUUCAUGUUUGUUGUUCUUGUCUUUUUAAACCAGGGAAGUUCCCUGAGAAUUUAAUUGAGAUAUCACAGAAACAGUUCCAGUUGCUAUUUUCAGUAUUAGUACACUGUAUCUUGUUUUUCUUAAUGUGAUACAUGGAAAUAAAAUUUAUGAACUACAAUGUAUUGCAUUUGAAAUAUUAACCUACAUAAAUCAAAUUUUCAAAAACUUGUAAAAAUGUCCAGUAAAAAUUGCUUGGAUAGCUUUUGAAGAGCAAACAUUUUAUGAUCUGAAAUAGUCAAUACAUAACUGUCAUUGUUGGAUGAGACACAGUAUCGUGAAAGGUCUGCUGAAAUGGUUGUAUGAUCAGAGACUACUAGACCUGUAGGCUUGGCAGUAGAUAACUAUAAUGGGUUUUUUGUUGUUUUGUCUUUUUUUUUUUUCCUGCUUAGCAUCACAAGCCUUUCCUCUUCUCUCAGAAAUGGAAAGCAUUUGUGAGUCUAUGGAUUGAAGUCCAAAAAGCCUGAUACUUUUCCUUUAUUUCUGGCAGCCCUCAAGCAUAUGACCUAAGUUGGGUCAAUUGAAUAUCUUUGCCCCUAGCUGUGAAUAAGGAAUAAUGUUACAAGGAAGGAAGAAGAGUUCAGAAUUAGUCCCAGUGGCCUCCAUUGCCCCAUUGGGUCAGAGUCCGAGUGUCCAGCAGCAGUGGCCCACUAACCACACUGCUGCUUUGGCCAUGGAUACGGCUGUGUGCUUCCUCUAGGUUGCCAAGCUGUCUGGUCACCACCCAGGAAGUUGUUUUUCUACCUAAGGACACCACAGACACUUUCAGUUUUUGCCUAACUGAUUUGAUCACUAUUUAGAGUUGUGGGAAAACUUAUUAGCCUAAGGUUGCUGCAAGGCCAGUUUAUGGGCUCCGCAGUUUCCUAAGUAAUGAUAAGGAGCCUCCAGGACUAAGCUCCAGAAGAGAGUCAUCUGGCUUGAUACUGUGGUGUACCCUGCUCCUCGCCCAGGCCUCCAGCACAUGUGUUCAGUAAAUUUUUAUUUGAUUUUGACCUGAAUGAAUAAAAUAAUUGUACUCAACUUUAGGCCUCCUCAACAUCUAUUUAAAUUUUUGGAUCCUGUCUGCUUUUAGCAUAGAAGGGAACAGAACUCAAAGACAAUGGCACUAAGGUGUUAAAUUCAGGCAGGUAGGAGGCUGUUUUUCCAGUGGCAGAAAUGAGGAAGUGGGGGGAAGAGCUUAGGUUUCGAUGGUGAUAAAUUGAACCUGUUAAAUGCUGUGCUUUUUAUGUUUCGUAACUGGGUUAAACCGGUUGUGUCACUCCUUAGACAGCUCUGUACUUGUUUGAAUAGUACAAUAGUCCCUCCUACUGAACUUUGAUCCAGCAGAAACAACUGUUACCUAACUUCAGACCAUCGGUGGAACACCUGUACAAAGAAUGUUCUUCAGUUUAACUAGUUUUGUGUAUGUGAUUUCUUUUAAACUUUUAAAAUGAUUAGAAAACUUUUUAUUGUCCUGCUUUUGUCGUCUGUGACUCUUGGAGAAGCCAGGAAAUCCUUUCUCAGUUUGCUGAACGUAGAAAAGACUGAAGUACUGUUUUUCACAAAGUCGGAAGAAACCGUUGUUGUAAGGUCAAGUUACAGAGGUAAACAACCAAACUCCAGCUACCUCCUGGUGCAACUGGAAGAUGAUAAAAUGCUCCAAGUGGUGAAUGUGACCAAGACCUUGUCGGACGUGACCAACUUUACCAUAAAUCUGGUGACAGAUGGAGACGGAGAGACAAAUCUGACCAUUCAGCUGUGGGAUUUGGAAGGUAGGCGCGAAAGGCUCAUUGAAGAGAUAAAGAAUGUCCGAGUCAGAGUGCUCAAACAGAGACAAGACAGUCCUUUCCCGGCAUCAAACCUCAUUGACAGAAACAUCCUAAUGCUUUUUCUGCCAAUGAUACUGUUAAAUAAAUGUGCGUUUGGUUGCAAGAUUGAGUUCCAGGUGUUUGAAACAGUGUGGAAGAGACCUUUGCCGGUAGUUCUUGGGGCGGUUAUACAGUUUUUUCUUAUGCCAUUUUGCGGAUUCCUUCUGACGCAGAUUUUGGCCUUGCCUGAGGCACAGGCUUUUGGAUUUAUAGUCACCUGCACGUGCCCAGGUGGUAGUGGGGGCUACCUCUUUGCUCUGCUUCUAGAAGGAGAUGUCACUUUGGCCAUCCUCAUGACUUGCACAUCAACGUUUCUGGCCCUGGUAACGAUGCCUACCAAUUCGUACAUAUACAGUAGAAUCUUAGGGUUAUCAGGUACACUGCAUAUUCCUAUUUCUAGAAUUAUGUCAACCCUCCUCUUCAUCCUCGCACCAAUGUCAGUGGGAAUAGCCAUCAAGCGUAGACUGCCUAAAAAAGCAAACUUCUUGGAGAGGAUCAUCAGACCUCUGAGUUUUAUUUUAAUGUUUAUAGGGAUUUAUUUGACUUUCAGCAUGGGAUCAGUGUUUCUGAAAACAAUGAACCUCGAGGUGCUUCUGUUGGGUGUCUUAGUUCCUGCUUUGGGUUUGUUGUUCGGGUACUUUUUCGCUAAAAUUUCUAUGCUGCCUCUUCCUGUUUGUAAAACUGUUGCUAUUGAAAGUGGGGUCCUGAAUAGUUUCUUAGCGCUUGCCAUCAUUCAGCUUUCCUUUUCCCAGUCUGAUGCAGACUCAGCUUCUGUGGCUCCGUUUACUGUGGCCAUGUGCUCUGGAUGUGAGAUGUUACUGAUCCUUCUGUUCUAUAAGGCUAAGAAAAGAUGUACCCUUAACAUAGAAGAAAAAAGAAUGAAAAAUCCCCCAGUCUAACGGUUAAAGCUUUCCUGAAUUUUCCUACUCUGAAUGAGUUACUGUGGGAGAUGCAAAGAAUAUCUGAGAUGAUUCCUGCUCUCAACUCACUUAUGAUCUGAUUGAUAACUUGACAUUAGGGGAGCAAUACAGUCAUAUGUGCCUAAUACCCAGUGGACAGUCCAGACUCUUAAAUGUGCAGGAAUUCAGAAGAAGGAAACAACUAUAGCAUUGGAUUGGAAUAUAAUACCUUAUUAUGAUAUAUCCCAAGUAUUUACAAGAGGGCUGCCCUUCCACAAUAGGCAUUUGGUAACCGCUCACACAGUGAAGGGACAUGUAAAUUCCUAUUUGAAACCAGUCUGUCUUAAAUGCAGCAUCUCUGGUCUCCUUGGUGCCCCUCCCGUCAUCGCCACCGGAGAUGCUGCCGUUUGCCCUGGAGCACGGGGUCCUGUCUCCCCACUCUUCUCCCUUCUCCCCUCCUCUUUCCUUCAUUGCAGUAGAACUGUUUCCUACAGACAAUCUCCCAUAAUACCUUUCUAUCGGUCUCCUCUCCACUCUCAGUCCCACUUUGGUUCUGCCCUAGAUCGCUGCCUCCCUAAACCUUUCUUCCCCAGCUUUUGGCCUCUCUGUCUACUCUCCAAUCACUGGCAGAUUAAUGUUCCUAAAACUUAACUUCGAUCAUGUGCUUUCCCUGCUGCAAAGCCUUGUCACCUCUUGAAUAAAGUCUGUAUUCCUAGUGAGGCAUUUCCUACUCUGCUGACUUUAGCUUUCCGGUUUUAUCUCCUCUCCCACUUUUUACACGCAGGCUUUGUUCCAGUCAGCAGAUAACUGGGUCACUCAUGACUGUGCCCUUUGUUCACAUUGUCCCUGCAACCUGAGGGGCCCAUACCAUCUCUGUCUAAAUUUUGACCAUUCUCACAGACCUGGCUCAAACACAAGCUUUAACUAAUUCCUGUUAGCUACCAGGAAUUGAAAUUUCCUCUAAAUUCUCAUCACAGUUUUUUUUCCUUCAUAGUAUUUAGCCAGUCUGGCUUUCAUUACAGUUCUUUGUGUUCCUAUUGUAUCCUCCCUAUUUUGCUAUAAGUCUUUGAACAUGCAUUUUAUAAACAUAACAUGUAAACAAUACACUAUAGUAAGUUUAUAUAAUAGCAUAAACAGUAUAAUAUAAACAGUAGACUAUAGUAAUGCAAACUAUUUAUUUUGAUGCAUAAUGUCUAGCACAUUUCCUAUGUGCUGAUUCAUAUAAAGUGUUGAAGCACAGACUAGGGCCCAAAUGAACAGUAUGCUUGUUUUUAUACUAACAUUGAGUUUUUCAAAGGCAAUUUUUAGUAUCUAGUUUCAGUUUUCACUUUUUUACAAAGAGAGUGUGGGCAUCAAGAAAGAGAAAUACCACUCUAAAUAAAUCUGCUUCCCACAUUUCACAGGCCUGUAGUUGUAGGCAAAUUAUUUAAUCACCCUGUAGUACCAUUUCCUCAUCUAAAAAAUGGAGAUAAUAGUGUAAACGCCAGCAAAUUGUCAUAGGAGUUAAUUGAGAUCUUACGAACAGUGUACAUGCUCCUCAAGUGUGAGCUGCUAUAAUUAUUUUACCACACUUCAAACUUUUGACCCUUGUGUACCUACUACUGUUUUGAAAUACCAAUCUGAUAACUUUAGUGUGGAGGCUAAAACUUUGAACGUUUUCCUAUCAGUGUCAUUCACCAUCUUACUACAGUAUUAGGGAAAUUUUGUUCAGUUUGCCAACUGACAAGACAACCAUAGUUCUUUUUUUCUUAUUUUACCAAAUCAGUAUUUGAAUACCAAGAUUUAUCAAAGCCCUGGUUUGGCAUGGUGAUGGAUGGUUAUUAUUCAUUUUAUAAAAUGAUAAUUGCCUACAUGAAACACUUUACUGUUGACUCCAUUAAAACAGAAAUCUCAACUUAGGGCAUUAAAUUAUAAUUAAGCUUGCAUACAUUUGACUUUUGCACAUUUUCAUGAACAUAUUUUACUGAUGGGGAGAUAAGAAAUUGCCUUUCUAGUUGUACUUUAUCCUUAACCUUGUGGCUUCAAACAAGACAUUUCUCUGCAGUUCAGUUUUCAGAUUUGUAAAAGGAAGAGAUUCAAUUGAAGUUUAAGAUAUUGCUCAACUCCUACGCCUGUAAUUCUGGCAUGAAACUCUGGGUCACUGACACCGCAGACGGUGGUGGAUUCAGGUUGACAAUAAUAACCACCCACAGCAGCUGCUUUCUACUGGAGGCAAACACCAAAGUAGGAGUUUCUUGAAGGCGGAGACCACAUAAUAUUCUUUGAAUUUUUUGUAGUUUUUAACCAAUGCCUUUAAUCAAGUUAGUGCUCAGAAAACAUUGAGUUAAUUAAUCAUUAAUGUCUGUAAAAGUAAUGUCAUAUACUCAGAGGCCAGGUUGUGCCUGGGUCUUCAUUUCCAGCUCUGUCACCAACUGGGUGACAUUGGUCAAGUUACUUAGUCUCUGUGCCUAAAUUGAUGUGGAAAGUGGGGAUAAUGAUAAUACAUACCUAAUGGUAUUUUUGUGAGGAGUAAAUGAGUUAAUAUUAGUAAGAUCCUCAGAGUAGCACCUAACAUACAGUAAACUCUGUAAUUAUUAUGGUUACUCUGCAUGUUUGAUCUUGCACUUAAAAGCAGACAAAUGUAUAUGAAUGGAACUUGGAAUGUAUUUCAUUCAUCUUACAGAUGUAUCAUAUUGAAAUUUUACCUGAGAAAGUUUGUCUAAUUUAGAUGGGGAUAAAGUUAUUCAAGCUCCUUAUUUGUUCUUUAAGAAUGAGAGACAUAAAGCAGGCUACCUAAUUGCUUGAGUUCAGACCAACAGCUUGUCCAGCAAUAAUCAGUAUCAAGGCUACAGAGAACAAAGAGCUUUAUUUGAGGUUUUCAUAACUGCAGUUCAAGAGACACAGAUUCGGGUAAACCUGAAAGAGUAUCACAGGGGAGAAAGAGUCAGGAGCUUGUACAGGUGACAGUUACAAGGCUGCUCACGAAUUUUGACUGACCUUGAUUAAAGAAAGGAAAUAAUUGUCCUUAGGGGACAGGCUGUCGUGAGUCAUUUUAGGCUAAGGGCUCGAUAAUAUCUUGAGUUUCUGGAGCACUGGGUAGAUGUUCUGGGUGCUCGUGUUAAGAUAUUAAGGUGUGUUUGGGCUGAGACAUAAAUCACACUUCCUCGAUGGCAUCCUACCAGCUCCAUCUUGAUUUUCUUUUCACACAUUUCACACAGCCAUGAUUGGUUAGACAAAAGAUCCAGGGUUAAAGGGGUAAGUCGUGUUUAAAAAAAGUUUCAAUCCAAUCUUUAAUAGAGAUGAUUCUAUGAUAUAUAUAUUUUUUGCAACUAAAAACUCUAUCAGAAAUUUCAGCCUAUGUUAUGUCAAAACAUAAAACCUUGUUAGGUAUCCUGAAGAUUCCCCCAUUGCGUGUUUAUAAAUUCUUGUCAUUUUUAAUCAAAGUCCACUAAACAAUUAAUUAUCAAGAAAAUCUUGGUAUGUAGAAUCAGAUUCUGUGUGUGUGUGUGUGAGAGAGAGAGAGAGAGAGAGAGAGAGAGAGAGAGAGAGAGAGAGAGAGGGAGAGGGAGAGGAGAUUCCAUUUAAAAGAAACCCACUCCGGAGACUAAAUAGAGUUAGCAAGAUACCCAGGACUGGGGAGGGAUCACGAUGAAGGUCACUCUUGACUACACAAAUUGAGUGCAGCUGGACGCCCAUCACUCAGGCAGGUGACGAGGAGCGCUCUGCUUGACAAAGGCCGCCCUUCCCAGCACCUCUCCACGGACACUCGGGUCUCGGCAAGUGUCAGCGGCACUGGAUCGCACCUCUCCUCCAGGUUCUCAUGGGUGGAAGUCAGCUAGUAGGAAAAGGUAUCAACAGCCCCUAAGAGGGAUCUCCUUAUUAGGGAGCCUGGAGUGGUGACCUGGACACCAGGCCAGGCAGCAGAUUCUGUCUGGAGGCAGUGGAAGCUGAGCCCUCCACAACACCCAAGCACUCUGGCACAGCAGUACACAAUCGAGGGUUGGGAACGAAGCCUGCAGGCGUGACUGUGACUUUAAAAACGUCCCCUUUGGGAAGCCAAGAGCAAUGCACCAGGCACCAGUUCUCCGCAGCCACCUGAACUGCUCAGCACUGGACAAAAGCCUUGUGGAUAGCAGGGAGCCAGUGUGCAAUGCCGCCAAAACCAGAUCUGAGCACCAGACCUCCCUGUGCCCUAGAGGACUCUUCAUUUCACUUUUGGUCAGGCAUCUGAAAGCAGAAC